UCCACACCCCUCGCUGACAUUUCAACUCUGCCUGUCGACGGCACAUCAUCUCAGCCAGCUGGCGAUUGCCUGUAAUGCUCUGGUGAUCAUCUGAGAGCGCCAUGUGUUACAGCAGUGGCUGGGAAGAGUCUCUUGACGCUCGUCCUUUGACCCUCCUGCACUAAACUCUGCCAAACCCGACGCAGCUCCGGAAUCUGUCGGACAAACUUUUUACCCCGUGGACGUCUUUCUUUUACAGUGGAGACACACCUCUUAACAGAAUCAACAGCACCAGAACAUUUUGAACAGGAAGCGACACAGACGACUCUGGGAUGUGUCUGCCUAACAGGUGAAUUUCUAACCAGGAACGAGACAGAAAACUAACAGGACAAUGAACGGGACAAUGAACGCCACAUGCGUUAAAAUUGGAGAUAGCGCCAUCAGUGACCUCCUGAUGUCCGUUUACAUCCUGGUUUUUAUAUUCGGUUUGGUCUUCAACGUGCUGACUCUGGGCCCCAUCUGGCAACAAGUUCGGCGGCAAAACAUUUUGGGCAUCUUCCUGCUCAACCUGUCCCUCUCCGACCUGCUUUUCAUCUUCACUAUGCCCCUGUGGAUCAACUAUUACCACAAGAACCACAACUGGCAGCUGGGCGUCAAGUCGUGCAGUGUAGCCGGCUUCUUCUACUACUCCAACAUGUACAUAAGCAUCUACCUGCUCUGCUGUAUCUCUGUGGAUCGUUGCAUUGUGGUCACGUAUCCGCUCCGCUCCAAAACCAAACGCACGUCUCACUACGCCUGGUUGAUGUGUGUCGUUGUUUAUGUUGUAGUGGUGGUGCUGCACAUCAUGGUGCUGAUCCAUGACAACCUCAAAGAUGCCCACGAUGACGAGAACAAGAAUGACCGUUGCUAUGAGACUUACCCCAUGCAGUCGGCCAUUGCUGUGUUCAACCUGAUCAGAGUGGCCGUUGGCUUCCUGCUGCCCCUGCUGGUGCUGGCGGUGAGCUACUGGAGGGUGCUGGCUACUGUGGGCCAGAGUCCAGGCCUGAGUGCCCAGGCCAAGAGGAAGGUCCGCAUGCUCUCCUUCGGUGUGAUUGGGAUCUUCUCGAUUUGCUUUGCUCCAUAUCACAUUCUCCUGCUCGUACGUUCGCUAGUCUUCUUUUACAGUGAAGACACAAAACAAGAAGGAACCUAUUGCCAGUUUGAGCAAAGCAUGCAUUUCUUCUUCUCGUGCACGCUGGCGCUGUCCAGUCUAAACUGCGUGGUGGACCCUGUGCUGUACGCGCUGGUCAGUAACGGGAUCCGGGAGGAGGUGAAACUGUGCUGCAGGAGGCAGAGAAGGACACGGGUGGAGGGUGGUACUUUAGCCUCAUACAGCAGAGGAAAGUCAAAUACUACUAAUUUAAUAUGAAACAUGAGCUGCACAUGAGUGGAAAAGUGCGUCUGCAUAUUCAUUUGCAUAUGUGUUUGUGUGUAAGCAUGUACAUGAUUAUGCAUAAUACUGUAGCUGUUUAAAGUCAUGUCUGCCUCUGCACCUUUAGCCUGUGAGGAUUGAUGGAUUAUUCCUAAUCAACCUUUCUGUGCGAUUAGAUAUCCACUGAAAGAUCUGCUUUGCCACCUUUGUUUUUCUCCUCCUUCAUAUCCUGCACGGAGGUUGAAUGAAAUGCAUCUCAGAGCUCGGUAAUUGGAUUGUAGCCCCAUCUGCUCUCCCAAGAGUUCUCCAGCGACGGCCACUUCUGUGUUUGCGAACGGACACGACUGCCGUUGAAGAGCCCUUGUGUUUUCCUUACAAUCUAUACAAGGAUGUUGAGACUGUGAUUGUGUGACCCUGGUAUAAAUAAUGCAUUAACUGUGAUGCAUGUUGUAAUACUAAGCACUUAUGAGCAUGACUGCCUGACUGUGAGUGUUGAAUGUGAACUCAAAUAAACCAGUGGUUGGAUUAGGUGCUCUGGUUUUUGACAGUACGAGAUGAUCAGAGAUGCAGUUGACAUUUUAAACAUCUCCACAGGGAGUGAAGGGCUCAGGAAAGAUCAGUCGCGAGCCAAGCCGGUGCGUGGGUGAGGAGAAUACAGGACAAAACAAAUGUUAUCUUGUUGGCGUUAAUAAAUGUACAUAACGAGUGUGUGUCUCUGUGUGUGUGUGUGUGUGUGUGUGUGUGUGUGUGUGUGUGUGUAUACUUGUGUUUGUAGCAUAAACAGUGACAAGAGUCCAGCCCUAAUGAUCGAAGACAUCAUUUUAUGAGGUCCUGGUUAAGAUUACUGUUAAAAUCUGAUGUGAUGUGGUUAGGUAAGGGCAGUGAUUCUCAAACUGUGAGGCCCGGAGGCAGGUGGGGCCACGACCGGGAGGGGAAAACGUGAUGGGGAACUGCGGUGACGGAAUCUUUUUUACGGUGGAACAAUAAACAAGCAGUGCUUUCAGCGUAGCCAUAGUGUUCGGUCAGCGACGUGGAUGAAAUGGAGAGAUAUUUGAAAGGGACGGAAAGGAAAACAAGCCAUGCUUCCCAGACGGACAAGACACAGUGUUCAAAAAUCAAGUUGAGUGGAAAGUAUGACGAAGCCCAUCUUGCUCUUUCCUGCGCUCUCUAUCUGAUGGAGGGCGAAGCUGUGCUGUGCACGUCGUACACCCCCAGCUGACCAAAGGACAUAUAAGCAGUAUUAACAGUACGAACCCUGAUGCGGUUUAGGAUUCUCUUAAAGCCUACAAAGCUAAUCUCUUGUGCAGUAGCUGAUGAACAGGCAGCCCUGCCUCCUGCAUUAUUAUUCUGUUUGUCUUUCCAAUGGUGUUGAAUAAAACAAGUGAAAUAAUCGUCAA
Molecule: messenger RNA, 2787 nt
Organism: Platichthys flesus (European flounder)
Lineage: Eukaryota; Metazoa; Chordata; Actinopteri; Pleuronectiformes; Pleuronectidae
Gene: gpr184
Product: G protein-coupled receptor 184
Exons: 3
Coding region: 371-1387 (338 amino acids)
Biological process (GO): negative regulation of G2/M transition of mitotic cell cycle; G1/S transition of mitotic cell cycle; G protein-coupled receptor signaling pathway
Cellular component (GO): membrane
Molecular function (GO): G protein-coupled receptor activity
Source: RefSeq, a predicted model, not a curated record